Penicillium brevicompactum is the source of this 1125-nucleotide messenger RNA. RefSeq lists its product as uncharacterized. Lineage: Eukaryota; Fungi; Ascomycota; Eurotiomycetes; Eurotiales; Aspergillaceae. The record is from RefSeq and is a predicted model, not a curated record. Bases 1 to 1125 code for a protein of 374 amino acids. The transcript is spliced from 4 exons.
AUGUCUUCUUCUCACGUUGGAAAACCUACCGAGCCCAAUGCGUUGAUUCUUGAGGCCUGGGGUCAGGGCUUCAUGGUCGGCAGCUUGCUCAUAAUGGCUGCUAUGGCCAUUGCCAAUAUGAGAAAAAGGAUCUUGCUUCACAAGGUCAUUGUACUUGAGCUGGUCCUGGCUAUGGCUCACGGUACUUUCAUAUUCCCCAACCCGCCUGCUUAUGGUUGGUAUCUCAGUGUCACUGCUAUCGGUCUCAACAUCAGCUGGGCUCUCCACAACGUCGUCGCCUGGAUGAAGAAUCGCCCUUUUCUGUCUCGCAGAGUCUCGCGCAUCUACAUCAUCACUGUCAUGCUCUGUUGGCCCUACUGGGUACUGGAGAUUUAUGCCAACUUCACCUACUUUAACAACAUCAACACGAUCUUCUUGAAAACUCGGCCUCUGGAGCCACUGUUUCGUGACCCGUGGUGGAUUUUUACCACAAUCAGCUUGUUCUGGGCCAUCAAGCGUGAUUACAAUUUUGGCCUGUGGGAGAUCAUCCAUAUCAGUCCUCGCUUCGGCAUUAUGCUCGCUUCAAUGAUCCUCUCAAUCGUCUUCAUCAUUAUCGACACCUGCAGCGUUCUGAACGCCUUCCCCAGCAUCCUUCCAACAGGCGUCGAGCCCUUCUGGAAGCUUUCUUUCGUCUUUAAAUGUCUCUGCGACGCAAUCGUUCUAGAUGAUUUCAAGACCGCCCUCGACACCAUGCGCAGGCACUGGAUGCAAAAGAAAGGCAACGGAAUCUUCGGCACUCCCAACACAACACCAGCCAAUAGCCCUCGUCGAUACCGAAUCCGCGGAGAUAUCGAAUCGGCAGGAUCACCAGGAUUCGCUUAUUCCUGCACCGCCACUCCCACCACCCCGACCAAGCCCGGAACGACAAUGCACGUCGACCAUAUCCGAAUCGACGAGGAGAUCCAUGUUGCUUCCGAGACACCCAAGCCUCGAGAUGAAGCUAAUGCUUCCACGGAAGGCUUGAAGAGAAUCAGUGAUCCACGCAACGACCCUAGCCCUGUUUCGAGCCUCGAGCAAAUUCAGCCGAUAAAUGAGCAAAUUCCUAAUAUCCCUCUGCGGAAGAUUUAUAUCGAAGCUAACACCUGA